AUGGGAGAAGGAGGCGAAUUCCCGCCAAAAAGGGAGGUCUCAGAGGAGUCUGCUAUUCCGACGAAGGCGUCGGCGAGGCAACUCGACUUCACUGGUGCCUCCGGCUCCGAUGUGGAGCAUUUACAGUCUAAUAAAGCUCCGGCAGCGACGGCUACGCAGCCUAUUACCGGUCAGGGACAAUCGAUAACAGCGACGGUGGUGACUCCGAUUCCACCGUCACAACCUCACGCCCCAAUCAGGAUUCCGAAGCCGGAAUCUCCGAAAUCUACGCCAAGGCCUGUGGUGGAAGCUAGAGACGGAACCCCUCAGAAGAAGAAACAGUGUAACUGCAAACAUUCACGGUGCUUGAAGCUGUAUUGUGAGUGCUUUGCAUCGGGCGCCUACUGCGAUGGUUGCAACUGUGUAAACUGUUUCAACAACGUUGAAAAUGAACCGGCGAGACGAGAAGCGGUUGAAUCAACUCUGGAACGGAAUCCAAACGCGUUCAGGCCCAAAAUCGCUAGCAGUCCACACGGCGCAAGAGAUAACCGGGAGGAGGUUGGUGGAGUUGUGAUGUUAGGGAAACACCACAAAGGCUGUCACUGCAAGAAAUCGGGAUGCCUUAAGAAGUAUUGUGAGUGCUUUCAGGCAAACGUUCUUUGCUCCGAGAACUGCAAAUGCAUGGAUUGCAAAAACUUUGAAGGAAGUGAAGAGAGACAGAAUCUCUUUCACGGUGAACACUCCCACCACAACGUGGCCCAUCUCCAACACGCAAAUGCUGCCAUAACCGGAGCUAUUGGUUCCUCUGGCUUUGCACCUGCUCCAGCUCCUAAGAGGAAGAAAGCUCAGGAAUUUUUUUUUACUCAAGCAACCAAAGAUUCAUCAACGCAUAAGCUUGGCCAGGCAAACAAUGGAAGAACGACAUCCUCGAAACCUGUUUCUCGUCGUGGAGGCAAUGCGUCUUUAGGCCAAUCCAAAGUUGUGUAUAGGUCUCUGUUAGCAGACAUAAUUCAACCACAGGAUGUGAAAGCACUUUGCUCUGUUCUAGUAACUGAAGCUGGGGAAGCAACCAAGACAUCAACGGAAAAACGGUUGAACGAUGAGACGGAAACUUCUUCUGCGCAAGAUCAAGGACAAGACGGUGGUAAAGGUACAGAGGCUGAGAAAGUUGCAAGUGGAGAUCAAGGUGAUAAGUCCGGUCCAGAGGAUUCAAAUUCAGAUGGCUCUAAAGGAAGGUCACUGUCUCCAGAAACUUUGGCACUGAUGUGUGAUGAACAAGACACUAUGUUAAUGGUUACAGCUUCACCUAAUUGUUCGGUAGACGCGACCUCACAGCUACAAAACGGGCAAGACCAGGCUUAUGCAGAACAGGAGAAAGUAGUAUUAACCAGGUUCCGUGACUGCCUUAACCGAAUAAUCUCAUACGGGGAACUGAAAGAAUCAAAUUGUUCUCUGUCAAGGAUGGAUCUAGACUCACCUGUACAAACCGCUGUGAAAAUCGAGCCAGUGGUUCAACAAGAAGCAGUAGCGAAUGGAGUGUCACAAACCACAAAAGAACAGCCUUCCCAACAACCUCAAGCUUUGUCUGAGAUGAAAGACCAAUGA
Molecule: messenger RNA, 1584 nt
Organism: Microthlaspi erraticum
Lineage: Eukaryota; Viridiplantae; Streptophyta; Magnoliopsida; Brassicales; Brassicaceae
Source: the annotation of a GenBank genome assembly